Molecule: messenger RNA, 2993 nt
Organism: Formica exsecta
Lineage: Eukaryota; Metazoa; Arthropoda; Insecta; Hymenoptera; Formicidae
Product: general transcription factor 3C polypeptide 3
Exons: 4
Coding region: 206-2992 (928 amino acids)
Biological process (GO): transcription by RNA polymerase III
Cellular component (GO): transcription factor TFIIIC complex
Molecular function (GO): protein binding
Source: RefSeq, a predicted model, not a curated record
UCUAUGGCAAGUAUAAAAGAAUUGUAGCAAAAUAUAUUUUUCUUUACAUCACAUAUUUGUUACGUUGGUCCUAUUAUAUAUCACAUGUAACAAUAACAAAAUGAAUAAUAACAUUAUAGUUAAAUAUAGUUGACAGUUUACACACUUAUGCAAUAUUAUAAAUUUAACACAUAAGUUUGAUGAAACAUACAUAUAGCGAACAAGAAUGGAAUGUGAUACAAGCAAAACAAUUAUCAACAUGGAUAUAAUUAAAGAAGUUGCAAUGGAUGUGGAACUUGAAAAAUCUACUGUCGAUGACAGUUUAGUUAUUAAUGACGAUAGUACUGUAGCACCAGUGAUAAUUGAAGAAUUGGAUGAAAGCGCUAUUAAUUCAAUGGAUAUGGAUAUCAAUGAAUUUGUUGAAGCUAAAGCAUUACAAAUAGAAGAAGUUAAAGAUGUUAUUCCAAAUUAUAUACCUUCUCCAUCGUGUAGUUCUAACAAGGAUAUUAUGGAUACAGAAGAUCAGGAUAUGUUACUAACUGCAGAUGAGGAAGAUCGAUUGACAAAACAAUUUUUAAAUGGAGAAUUAACAUUUAGUGAAUAUUCAUCGAGAAUGGAUCAGGAUAUAGAUGUGGAAAUAAUAGAAAAUGAUAACUCUAGAAAAAAUAUUGAAAUGGAUCGUGUUGUACAAAAGACUACAGAACAAAAAACAAGCAAAGUAAAUGUGCAACAAGUGCGUCAGAGAAAGAAAAGACGUAUUUUGCCACCAGUUUUACAAGGACUUAUGGGUGAAGCAAAUUUAAGAUUUGCCAAAGGAGAAAUAGACUUAGCAACCAAAAUAUGUAUGGAAAUUAUUAGACAAGUACCAAGCGCCCCAGAACCGUUUCAGACAUUAGCUAUGAUAUACGAAAAUGAUCAACCAGAAAAGUCAUUACAAUUUUCUCUAAUCGCUGCACAUCUCAGUCCUAAAGAUGCUGACCAGUGGAUAAGAUUAGCUAACAUGUCACUAGAUAGUAAUGAUAUAAAACAAGCAAUAACAUGUUACUCUAAAGCGAUUCAAGCGAGUCCAAAAGACAUAAAUUUAUAUGAGAUACGAGCACAACUCCAAGAACAAAAUGGAGAUAAAAAGGCAUAUUUGCGAGGAUAUACAAGAUUGAUUCAUCAAUUGGAAUCUGACGACGGUGAAUAUAUAUUGAAAUAUGCAAAAAUAUUAGCCAAACAUCAUAUGCAAGAAAAUAAUAAUGAACAAGCAUUAGAAGCAAUGGAGACCAUUUUUGUUAAAUGUCCUAAUCUCAUUACAUUAGAAGAAGUUAAUAUCAUGACUGAAUUGUUAAUAGCACUGAAACAAUUCAAUAAAUGUUUAAAUAUAUUAGUCAAAUAUACAGAUAUUAAGAUACGAUAUAAGGAAAAUAAAAAAACAGAACAAGAAAAAAUAAUUAACAGUGCAAAGCCUGAAGAGGAAGAAAAAUUGAAUAAUUUGAAAAGAAAAGCUACAUCUCCAGUAAAAAGCCAAAAUAUUGAUGAAAUAGAAUCUUGUGAGGUACCAGAUGAUGUAGUUGUUGACUUAAAAGCAAAAUUUCUUAUAACUCUUAUUGAAUUGGAUUAUAUUCAGUUAGCUGACGAACUUUUACGUAACUUUUACACUCAUGAAAACCCAGAAAUUUCUGGAGAUCUCUUUCUAGAUUUGGCAGAAGCAUUAAUGGACAAAAAAGAAUUUCAGCGUGCAUUAAUUUUAUUGGAUCCAUUAGUUGAAAGUUCAAAUUUUAGUUUGGCUGCAGUUUGGCUAAGACAUGCAGAAUGUUGGGCUGGUUGCAAUGACAUGGAUAAAGCCAUAAAAUCUUACGAAAUUGUCCGAAAAUUAUCACCGCAGCAUUUAGGCGCAAGAGUAGCUCUAGCUAAACUUUACAAAGAAGCAGAACAUUAUGAUAAAGCAAUAGAAGUUCUCUAUCAAGAUCCUGAAUCUGAUACAUUAGAUCCGGAUGUUAUCUAUCAAAGAAUAUUACUACUUUAUAAAGUUAGAAGAUACGAAGAAUAUUUUACAUCGGGAAUGUUACUUCUUUCAAGGCAUUGUAUUAAUAUAAGGAGAAGGAUUGAAUUAAAUGCAGUGGCACGCCCAACGGGUGUUCGGCAACGCCUUGAGAGUUUAAAACUUCGUCGCUUAGCAUCUGGGGAAACAUUAGAAGAUGAAAACGCGCCAAUAUUUGCUGAUAAUACAAAACUGAGUGAAAAAAAUGAAUUUCUACUUUUUCUACAAAUGUGCAAGCUAGCAUAUAAAUUAAAAAAGUUUGGUUUUCUUCAAAGAAUAUGUUUUACUGCUUUGACAACAAAGCGAUUUAAAAAGAGGAACUCCCAUCUAAUCUUCUUAUGUUUAAUUUCCUGUAUACAUAAUGAAGAUUCGUUUUAUGGAUAUAAUAUCGUGCGAGACAUCGUACGUGUCUGUCAAAGAUCCAACUCGUGGAAUUUAUUAAAUAUAAUUAUUCAGAGAGCCCAAGAUUUGAGGCAUAACAGAUUCAUAAUGCGAUUACUUGGAAGAGAAGAUGUAUUUUCAUAUUUGCAUAUCAUGCAUGCAAAUAACUGUCUUGUCUCAGGAACAUACAAAUAUGCAUUAAAUGGUUAUAUUUCUCUAUUUAAGGUAGCACCUAGUGCAUUGUUAGCAUUGUUAAUAGGUGUUACACAAUUACAAAUGGCAUGUCAAAAAAUGUCAGCUAAGAAAAGUCAACUUGUAAUUCAAGCAUUAGCCUUUUUCAAAAAGUAUAUGCAACUACGUGGUAAAGAUGGUAAACAGGAAACCUAUUACAACAUGGCGCGGGCAUUUCAUCAAAUUGGUUUAUUUCCAUCUGCGAUUCACUUCUAUAAAUUGGUCCUGGAAGAAGAUCCGGGAGAUUUAGUUAAACAGCACGCAAAUCUUUUGGACUUAAAAAAAGAAGCAGCUUUCAAUUUACAUCUUAUCUAUCUGCAAUCCGAAAAUCAUCUUCUUGCUAGAAUGUAUCUUGAAAAUUAUAUCACGAUUUAAA